Molecule: messenger RNA, 4493 nt
Organism: Ictalurus punctatus (channel catfish)
Lineage: Eukaryota; Metazoa; Chordata; Actinopteri; Siluriformes; Ictaluridae
Gene: arhgef7a
Product: Rho guanine nucleotide exchange factor (GEF) 7a
Exons: 22
Coding region: 270-2849 (859 amino acids)
Biological process (GO): intracellular signal transduction
Molecular function (GO): guanyl-nucleotide exchange factor activity; protein binding
Source: RefSeq, a predicted model, not a curated record
UGCCAGAAGGUGAAGAGGCAGACGAGGCAGGUGGAUGGAAGUGUGUUCUUGCUAAAGGCGUGUUGACAGCCACAUCGUUUAUGAUUUUUAGACACGCUUUCCACAGCUCAGAGGGACACCCAGCCUACACGAUGCGCCACAUUCAGACUGGCGGCUGCACGGAAAAUGGUGGCGCUUAAUUCAACGGCCGGCUGAUAACCACUCCUUUCAUUAUUUCCCCCUUUAUUCUGUAGCCUCUGGACUAGGGUAGCUAUUCGCGGCGUUUGAUCAUGAAUCCUGCAGAACAGACGGUUACAUGGCUCAUAACGCUCGGCGUAAUGGAGUCGCCGAAGAAGAGCGUGUCGGACCCGGCCGCGUUUCUGCAGUGCGCGCUGAAGGACGGAGUCGUGCUCUGCAGGCUGAUCGAGCGCCUGCGCCCCGGUACCACCGAGCAAGUUUUCCAGGAGCCCAAGAACGACAGCGAGUGUGUGAGCAACAUAAAGGAGUUCCUGAAAGGCUGCACUGCGUUUCGUGUCGAGCCGUUUGAGGCAAGUGACCUGCUGCAAGGCCAGAACUUCAACAAAGUUCUCACCACAUUGGUGGCACUGAACAAAGUGACUGCAGAUAUUGGCAUUGGCAGUGAUUCUGUAUGCACCCGUCACUCUACCGCUCAUCGCAUCAAGUCCUUUGAAUCUCUGGUCUCGCAGACCUCACUGGGCCGAUCGUCCAAGCUCCUCCAUAACCAGUUCCGAAGCCUGGAUAUGACCGAGAAUAGUAACACUCAGUUGGUGGUGAAAGCUCGCUUCAACUUCCAGCAGACCAAUGAGGAUGAGCUUUCCUUCACCAAGGGUGACAUCAUCACGGUCACCCGUAUGGAGGAGGGGGGAUGGUGGGAGGGCAACUUCAAUGGAAAGACUGGCUGGUUUCCGAGCAACUAUGUCAGAGAGGUCAAAGGUUGUGACAAACAAGUUUCCCCCAAAUCUGGAACACUUAAAAGCCCCCCGAAAGGUUUUGACACCACUGCCCUUAGCAAAACCUACUACAACCUGGUGCUACAGAACAUUUUGGAAACGGAGACGGAGUACUCAAAAGAGCUUCAGAAUCUUCUGACCAACUACCUGAGGCCACUUCAGAACACAGAAAAACUUAGCUCUGCAGACAUCACUGUCAUCAUGGGGAACCUGGAGGAAAUCAGCACCUUCCAACAAACUCUUGUCCAGUCACUAGAGGACUGCACUAAACUUCCAGAGCUGCAACAGAAAGUUGGGGGCUUUUUCUUAAACCUUAUGCCCAAAAUGAGAGCAUUGUAUACGGGUUACUGCUCAAACCAUCCAUCAGCUGUUAACAUUCUGACUGAUCACAGUGAAGAGCUAGGAGACUUCAUGGAGAGUAGAGGAGCAAGUUCUCCAGGCAUCCUCACACUGACCACAGGCCUUAGCAAACCGUUCAUGAGACUAGACAAAUACCCAACUUUACUGAAAGAACUGGAGAGACACAUGGAGGAGGGUCAUCCAGAUCGGCUUGAAAUUCAAAAGUGCAUGACCGCAUUCAAAAAUCUUUCUGCCCAGUGUCAGGAGGUGCGGAAACGGAAGGAGCUGGAGCUGCAAAUUCUCACAGAAUCCGUUCGUUUGUGGGAGGGUGAAGACAUCAAGACUUUUGGCUCUGUGAUCUACAUGAGCCAAGCAAUGGUACAGAACCAAGGCUGUGAGGAAAGGAAUGAACGUUACCUCAUGCUGUUCCCUCAUGUUCUGCUUAUCCUCUCGGCCAGCCCAAGGAUGAGUGGCUUCAUCUACCAGGGCAAGCUGCCUUUGAGUGGAAUGACAGUAACUCCUUUAGAGGACUGUGAAAGCCACAAAAAUGCUUUUGAGCUCUCCGGUUGCAUGUUUGAGAGGCUGCAGGUUAUCUGCUUUAAUAAGCACGAUCAACAGGAUUGGCUGGAGCACCUUAACCGUCAGACCAAACACACCACCAUGACGGCCUCAAGCAUGAAGCCACUCACAGUCCCUUGCCACACGCUCCCAUCCCACCCUCUAACUCCAUCCAGGCACGCAGAGAGCCGAGGCCUGACCGUGGCUCCUGCCUACCACACGCUCCCUCACUCCUCCUCUCAUGGAGCUCCACACAGCACUGUAAUGUGGGGGCCUCUGGAACCUCCCAAAACCCAGAAACCUUGGAGUCUGAGUUGCCUGAGGCCAGCACCCCCACUCAGACCAUCAGCUGCCCUCUGCUAUAAAGAGGAUCUCAGUAAAAGCCCCAAAAGUAUGAAGAAGCUGCUGCCCAAACGGAAACCUGAAAGGAAGCCGUCUGAUGAGGAGUUUGCGUUGAGGAAAAGUACCGUAGCACUGGAAGAGGAUGCUCAGAUCCUGAAAGUGAUUGAGGCGUACUGUACGAGUGCCAAAACCCGACAGACUCUCAACUCAACAUGGCAGGGCACUGAUCUGAUGCAUAACCACGUGUUGGAUCAGUCGAGCAUGGAGUGCAUGGGCCGUCGCAGCAGCAUCUCUCGUCCAGAGGGCAGCUCGGACCUUUCAGAGGACUCGGACUAUGACAGUAUAUGGACGGCUCACUCUUACAGGAUGGGGCCGGUUUCCCGACAGAGGAGAGACACUGCUCCAGCACUGAUCCUGCCGGCGGAGGAGAAGAUAAUCCUGGAGGAGAUCAAAAGCAACGGACAGACUGUUAUAGAAGAGAAGAAUCUCAUGGAUGUUGUUUAUUCACUAAGACAUGAAGUCCAAGAACUUAAACAGGACGGUAAGAAAAUGAAACGAUCUCUGGAAGAGGAGCAGCGAGCUCGUAAAGAUCUGGAGAGAAUUGUACGGAAGGUUCUAAAGAAUAUGAAUGACCCAUCUUGGGAUGAGACCAAUUUGUGAGAUCAUGAGCGAGAGAGCAUCAUACAGGUUUGGCAGCAUUUGUCAGGAUUUCAAAUGUUAUAUUUCCAGUGGAUUUGGAACCAGCUCUGCUUAUAAAUUCAGAUCAACACUCUCAGCUCUCGGCGUUAUCUUGUAAUUAGUGCACUUGCGUCUCACUGCAGUCUCUUAAGUUGACAUGCAGAUGCUUUAUAUCGAGAAUCAACGUUGUGUGACUAGAAGUUUGUGGACACCUGACCAUUCACACUCGUAUAUGCUAUUUGGACAGCCCAUUAUAAUAACUUUAAGAACGACUUCCACGCUUCUGUUAAGCCUUUCCACUAGAUUUUGGAGCAUGGCUUUGGGGAUUUACCCAUUCAGCCACAAGAGCAUUAGUGAGGUCAGGCACUGACGUCUGGUGAGGAGGACUGAUGCGCAGUCCAAGUGCCAGUUCAUCCCAACGGUGUUCAGUGGGUUGAGGACACCGCUCUGUACAGGCCAGUGGAGUUCUUUCAUGCCAACAUCGGCAAACCGUGUCUUCAUGGAGCGCAAUUCGUGCACUGUCAUGCUGGAUCAUGUUUGGGCCUCUUGGUUCCAGUGAAGAGAAAUUCUAACGCUCCAGUAUAGAAACAAAGACAUCCUAUACAGUUGUGUGCUUCCAGCAUUGUGACAAAAGUCUGCGGAAGAACCACAUACGUGUGUGACAGUCAGGUGUCCACAAACCUUUGGCAAUAUAGUGUACUUUUUCAGCUCUGAACUUAAAAAAAAAACAAAAACAAAAAAAAAGAAGACCCAAAAUAUAAAUGAGUUAGCGGUAGCCCAUCUCUAUUGCUGCAGCAUAUUUUAUUUAUGACCAAUGACUACAGUAAAGGCUUCUUAAAAUGAAUCCCUCUGGUAAUAUGUUUGCAACUAGUUAUUGACCGAUUGUGUUGGAAAUUGAGAUUUAAUUACAUUUGCACAAUUCCUCUCUAACUUUUAAUACAAAUUCCAAAUAGUUGAUUUCAGGCCAUUACUCAGUGGAAUCAUGUAAAUUAACUAAUGGGUGUCAGUUUUCUUCUAAGAACUACUUGGACCUUACAACUGACAUGACCGUGCAACUGUGUGAUUCUAGACGAACUCUUCCUGGCUUACUUCAGCCACUAUAAUGACGUAGGAAACCUCACUGAGAAUUGUACAUAGUACUGCUGUGCAUUGUUUUAACUGUAAACUUGUGUUGUAAACAUACUCCAUAUGUGUCAUUUGUAAAUAUUCCAGAGCUAUGGUACUUAUUCCAAACGUCCAGUUUUCCUCUCACGGAAGUAAACCGUAUAACGACUAAUUCGGCCAGGUUUCACCACACCCCACUAUAUCAUAAAUACAAACAAACUUUUCAAAAGUUACGCGUGUUUAUGUUAGGGUUUUUCAAAUAGUGUAGUAAAAAUGUUAGCAACCACCGUAUUACUAAAAGUGUUAAAAACACGAUUCUACACUACAUGUAGCUGCACUUGACUCUCAAGUCUCAAGACUCUCUAUGUGUGGACUGAUCUUUCUGUGAGUCCUCGAGCACCGAGGACCAUCAGGACAGGAAUUACCUCACUAGUACACUUUCAGGGUAUUUACUGAUGACCCUUAACCUCCACAUGACUCAUUGUCAUUGUAAAUUCUGUAAAUAAAGACGUUUUCUUAAGA